UCUAAAGAUCACGAAGUGCAGUGCGAGAAAUAAGACGUGCUUCAUACGGCAGCGAGGAACCAAGUCAGCCUCCACAGUACGGUACAAUAAAUGGUCUUCUCUCCAUCUGAUUUUUAUUUCGGCGGUCUAUUUAACCCUCAAUCCCAAUUCUUCCUCCCAUUCCCCACUCUUCCAAUCUUCCUAUAUAUCGCCGGCGAUGCGGGCAACAGCGGGGGACCGCACUGGCUCUCUGGCGGCAACAACAUCCAUGUCCUUCCGCGGUUUCUCUGCCUUGAGCCUCCGCCGUCAUCAAGUGGCUUCCCUGGAACCCUCCAGCGAGGAGGAGCUCCAUCUCCUUGAUCUCCUCCAUUCCCGCCUCACCGAAUCCCUCCAAUCCCUCCUCCCCUCACCCGACUCCAAAAUUCCCUUGCCCUCUCUCACCCUCUCCUUCCCCUUCCUCCACAAACUUCUUGAUACCCUUCUCGCCUGCGAAAACGAUUUCAAAUCCCUUCUUCUCCUUGUCCUUUCGCGAAACCCUAGCCUCAUCUCCCGCCCGCCUCUGGACCGCGCCGUCCCCGAUCUACUUGACCGAGCCGUCAAAUCGCUUGACCUCUGCAACGCUGUUUCCCUCUCCCUCCACUCCCUUCGCCUCUGGAAUCGCCACGCCGACAUUGCCGCCUCCGCUCUCCACCGUCCAGGUGGCCCCUUCACCCCCCCGCAAAUCAACCGCGCCGGAAGAGCCCUCUCCAAGCUCCUUCACUCCAGCUGCACCAGCCUUAUCACCUCUUCCUCAUCGUGCAGUCGGAUAUGCCGAAUCUGCUCCGCAAAGAAACAACUACAGGCCAUGGCGUCCGGCUUCACCACUCCACGCAGUGUUGAAUCAGGCAGUGCUUCCGUGCUUGCACUCGCUGUGCACACCAUAAGCACUCUGCUGCACUUUUCCAUGUGGAUGAUGGUGGCUUCGUUUCCUUGUGGCAGCGGGGAAAGUCAGCCACCACCGCCGAUUCAAACUGCCACAAGGCAAAUGCCUUGGGCGUUGGCUUUGUCUCGCUUACAUGAGAAAAUUGCAGAGGAUAUAAGGAGGGAGAGAAAACAGGGAGGCUUACUAGUAUCGGCUGGGAUGCUAGAGGAGACUCUGGCUUUGGAGAGAAGCGGCAGGGAGGUUUUGGAGAUGACGAAGAGUGAAGUAGGAAUAGAAGCGGCAGCUGCUGAUCUUGCCUUUGCAAGCCGAAAGCUUGAGGAAGGACUGGUGCCUUUUGAAAGGAAGGUGAGGGAGGUUUUCCAUAGAUUGAUAAGGUGCAGGGAAGAGGUGAUCCGUUGUUUGGGGAACAGAAGCGGCUCCUCUUCUUGUUCCUCAGUUGAUUCUGUAUAACGAAAACUGCAAUUAAGGUUUGGAGUAAGCUCCAAGCUUUUGCCCGGAUCAAAACUUGGUUAUUUUGUUUGCUUUGCACACGCUUCGAUGUUUUAGAAUUUUUCGUUGUAUAUCUUUAUGGAUUACUACUAUUUGUGGUAAGAGAUGUGCUGGUGAUUACUUGA
Phalaenopsis equestris is the source of this 1515-nucleotide messenger RNA. RefSeq lists its product as uncharacterized. The record is from RefSeq and is a predicted model, not a curated record. The transcript has a single exon. Bases 197 to 1351 code for a protein of 384 amino acids. NCBI's taxonomy places the organism in Eukaryota, Viridiplantae, Streptophyta, Magnoliopsida, Asparagales, Orchidaceae.